AUGGUAGCAUCACUCAACACCCCUAGUGUCCUCGCUUUUGACGCUGAGGGUCGGGCCAUUGACUUUGACGUCUGGGUAGAUGACCUGCAGCUUUUCCUACAGUGCGAUAGGGCAGACGGUCUCUCCCUCUUUGACCUCACCUCUGGUGCCUCUCCUGCCCCUGCUGCUGAUGCCGACGCCACUGUUCGCUCAAAGUGGGCCACACGCGAUGCUGCUGCACGUCUUGCUGUGCGUCGCCACCUGCCUACCUCUGAGCGUGCGCACUUUAGCCAGUACAAGAGUGCUCACACCUUGUACGACGCUGUAGUUGCGCGCUACUCCUCCCCUGCCAGUGCUGCACUGAGCCGCCUCAUGCUACCGUACCUCUUCCCUGACCUUGCUGCCUUUCCCACAGUCGCUGACCUCAUUACGCACCUCCGCACUAGUGACACUCGCUACCGCGCUGCGCUUCCUGCUGAAUUCUGCUCCAAGAACCCCCCCCCCAUGUACAUCACCCUCUACUACAUAGUCACCCGGCUCCCUGACUCCCUUCGCGUAGUCAGGGACCACUUCCUCUCAGUUUGCCCCACCACUCUUACCGUUGACCUCCUCGAGAAGGCCCUCCUAGCAGCAGAGAAGAGCAUAGUCGCUGUAGGAGCCUCUCGUGGUGACCCUCGCACCCCCGUCUUUGAGGGUCGGUCGGCGCUGCGUCUGCCCCGAGCGGGAGACGCCGCACCGGCAAGGGCAAGGGGGGCAAGGGUGCUGGAGGGGUUGGCGGGGGUGGCGGAGGUGGCGGUGGAGGCAGUGGAGGGGGUGGGGGUGGUGGUGGGAGUGGUGGCGGGGGUGGAGGUGUCGGUGGCGGCAGUGGAGGCGGAGGCGGCGGCGGCGGUGGCGGUGGGAGCGGAGGUGGCGGAGGUGGCGGCGGUGGAGGAGGCGGCGGCGGAGGAGGUGGAGCUGGUCGGGGUGGCGCUGCGCAGAGGGUCGGCUCCGGUGGUGCGGGGUGGGGGUACUGGUCCGUGCACCUACGUCCUACGCACCGGCGACCGCGCGGGUGAGCAGUGCGGGGGUGCGCACUCCACCCAGCGCUGCUUUGGCCGCCUGACGGACGCUUGGUGUCACCAGUUCCCUGAGGCCACUGAGAUCCCCCGCUGGGGCGAGCUGUCUAGGGCGGGUGUAGCUGUCUUUGACCUUGACUUUGAUGCUAUUCUUGCUGCCAUGUAUGCUGUGACUAUUAGUGAUGAGGGUGACUGUUACCGGUGUUUUCCGCCCGACCCGGGCAUUGAGACUGCUGCUCUAGGUACUGGUGAGGCUGCUGCUCUAGGUGCUAGCGAGGCUGCUGCUCUAGGUGCUUGUGUGUCUGCUCCCUCAGGUGCUGGUGAGUCUGCUCUCUCAGGUACUGCGUCGGCUUCGGCCUCCCACACCUUCACCCUUGACUCGGGGGCUUCUCGCUCCUUCUUUCGAGACCGCACCACACUCACGCCGCUUGGCCGGCCAGUUGCAGUCUCUCUGGCAGACCCCUCUGGGGGUCCUGUCCUUGCUCACUUCUCCACUGUCCUCCCGUGUCCGGCGGCCCCCUCUGGCACCCUGUCUGGUCUUUACCUCCCCUCGUUCUCUACGAACUUGGUGAGUGGUGCUGACCUACAGGAUGCGGGGGUUCACCAGUUCACUCCUGCGAGUCAGCGGGUGACCCACUGCACGGACGCUCGGACAGGCCGACACCUGGCCACGUUUACACGUCGGCCGGGGUCGAGCCUGUCUGGUCCUGAGUCUGCCCCCUGUUCGUGUCGCCUCCUGUCGCACGAGACUCUCCUCUGGCACCACCGCCUUGGUCACCCCUCCCUGCUUCGUCUCCGAGGCAUGGCCUCCCGUGUCCUUGUCUCUGGUCUUCCCCGGUCCCUCCCUCCCCUUCCUCCGGGGCCUGGCCCUACCUGCGUCCCCUGUGUCGAGGGGCGGCAGCGGGCUGCCCCUCACUCCUCCCAGUUUCCUCCGACAGAGGCCCCGCUGCAGACGCUUCACAUGGACGUGUGGGGCCCGGCCCGCGUCCGUGGACAGGGUCACGAGCGCUACUUCCUGCUGGUGGUUGACGACUACUCGCGUUACACCACAGUCUUCCCCUUGCGCAGCAAGGGUGAUGUCACUGAGGUGUUGAUCGACUGGAUCCGCGCAGCUCAUCUCCAGCUCAGGCAGAGCUUCGGCUCGGACUUUCCUGUUCUGCGUCUGCACUCUGACAGAGGUGGAGAGUUCUCCUCUGGCCUUCUGCGAGCCUACUGUCGUGCACGAGGCAUCCGCCAGACCUUCACGCUUCCGGACUCUCCACAGCAAAAUGGGAUUGCUGAGCGCCGCAUUGGCAUGGUCAUGGACGUCGCCCGUACGUCCAUGAUGCAUGCGGCUGCCCCCCAUUUUCUGUGGCCGUUUGCGGUUCGGUACGCGGCGCAUCAGAUCAACCUUCACCCCAGGGUCUCCAUGCCGGAGACCUCCCCAGCUUUGCUGUGGACGGGGAAGGUUGGCGAUGCGUCUGCGUUCCGUGUCUGGGGAUCUCGGGCGUUUGUCCGCGACUUGUCUGCGGACAAGCUGUCCCCUCGUGCUGCUCCUUGCGUCUUCCUUGGCUUCCCCCCUGACGCGCCAGGGUGGCAGUUCUACCACCCCACCUCUCGCCGUGUUCUGUCCUCCCAGGACGUCACGUUUGACGAGUCGGUCCCCUACUACCGCCUCUUCCCCUACCGCACUCCGUCCCUCCCCCCGCCACCGCUCUUCCUUGUGCCAGGUCCCCCCCCGGUAGACCCCCUCCCCCCUCAGGGUCCUGCCCCUUCAGGUGUGUCCCAGGUAGACGCCGUCGAGCCUGUCGAGGUUACUGGUGACUCUGGUGCUGCUGAGGGUGCUGAGCCUGGGGGUGCUGACUCUGGGGGUGCUGAGCGUGUGGGUGCUACGCCUGGGGGUGCUGAGCCUGAGGGUGCUACUCCUGGGGGUGCUGAGCCUGGGGGUGCUGAGCCUGGGGGUGCUACUACUGGGGGUGCUGAGCCUGGGGGUGCUGAGCCUGGGGGUGCUGAGCCUGGGGGUGCCACGCCUGGAGGUGCUGAGCCUGGGGGUGCGGAGCCUGAGGGAGCUGGGCCUGCUCGUGUGGCGUCUGGCGGUGCUGAGCCUGGAGGUUCUCCGGGUGCUUCGUCUCGGCGGGAGCCACUCUCUCCACAGGAGCUGCGCGAGUGGUUUGCCCGGCGCUGGAGGCGUGCUGCUGGAGCUGGAGGUUCUUCGGCUGCUGAGGGUGCUGGUGCCGCGGGUCCCGGAGGUGCUCGUACUGGGAGUACUGGAGCUGCUGGGCCUGCGGGUACGACUGGAGCUGGAGCUGCUGAGGGUGUUGACGCUGAGGCUACUGCUGUCGGUCCUGGAGGCGGUCCUGCUGGGGGUGCUACUGGUGCUGCUGGAGGUACUGGAGCUGGAGGUGCUGCUGGCGCUGGUGCUGCCGCUGGGGGUACUGGUGCUGUCCCUGCCGUGUCUGGAGUCGCCGCGCGGCCUCGGCCGUACUUCGUUCCGCUCCUUCAGCAGGUUCUUGGUCUCCCGCCUUCUACUGGUCCUCCUCCUCCCUUAGAGUGUCCACAGCCUGUCCCGUCACAGUUACAGUUACAGCCGGCCUCCCCACUGCCAGCUCCUUCUCCCUACACUGGUCCUACUGGAGGUCUGGCUGAGCGUCGUGAGCCUGCAUCUCGCCCUGCGUCGCCUGUCCGUCCUGCUCGCUCUAGUGGUCGUGGUUCGCGUCAGCGUCCUCCUCCUGUCCCUGGCAUGCACCGGAUGUCUCUGCGUCCGUCCACUGCUCCUCUGCGUGCCCCUUUGCCUUCUCCUCCUGAGUCCUCUCUUCCUGCUCUUCCCGACCCGGAGUCGGACUCUCUUCGUGCUGCCAGUCCUACUGUCACGCGUCUCCUUGCUACUGUCAUCACUGACCCUUCUUUUGAGUCCACUGCUGCGUCUGCCCUAGUUGCUGAGCUCGUCGACUUUGCUGCUCGCUGUCGUCUAGACUACGCUGCUAGUCUUGUCGUUGAGUCUGAGUCUGUCUGUCCUCCGUCCGUCGGGGGUGAGUGUGCCCUUGGCACGGACGUCCUUGAGGACAGGCAGGAGGAGUUCCAGUGUUUGGCUGCUGCUUCACCUCAUCUCGUGUCCGUACUGCUUACCCCUGAGGGAGACCCGGAUGCACUUGACAUCCCGACUCCGCGCUCUUACGCGGAGGCGAUAGAGGGUCCCCACUCCUCUCAGUGGCAGGCAGCUAUGGACACAGAGAUGGCUUCCUGGAAGUCCACAGGCACCUACGUUGACGAGGUUCCCCCGCCUGGGGCGAACAUCGUCAGUGGCAUGUGGAUUUUCAGGGUGAAGCGACCGCCGGGUUCUCCGCCUGUCUUCAAGGCGCGUUACGUGGCUCGUGGCUUCAGUCAGCGGCAGGGAGUUGACUACUUUCAGACCUUCUCUCCCACCCCGAAGAUGACCACUCUUCGGGUACUGCUGCACAUAGCUGCUCACCGCGACUACGAGCUGCACUCUCUUGACUUCAGCACUGCUUUCUUGCAGGGCAGCCUGCACGAGGAGAUCUGGCUGCGUCGCCCACCUGGCUUCACUGGGUAUUUUCCUCCUGGCACCCAGUGGAGCCUCCGGCGACCAGUCUACGGUCUCCGCCAGGCACCGCGUGAGUGGCACGACACACUGAGGACUACACUUGCGGCUCUUGGGUUUGCUCCCUCUACUGCCGACCCGUCGCUGUUUCUGCGCACCGACACUUCUUUGCCGCCGUUCUACAUCCUCGUGUACGUCGACGACUUGGUCUUUGCCACAGCUGACACUGCUGGACUCGCCCACGUGAAGUCCGAGCUGCAGAAGAGACACACGUGCACAGACCUGGGUGAACUGCGCAGCUACCUUGGCUUGCAGAUCACCCGGGACAGAGCACGCCGCACCAUUACCCUGACUCAGUCACACAUGGUGCAGCAGGUCCUUCAGCGCUUCGGCUUCACGUACUCCUCGCCUCAGGCCACUCCUCUGCCUACUCGCCACUCGCUCUCAGCUCUGCCUUCGGAUGAGUCCGUAGAGUCGAGUGGCCCGUACCCAGAGCUUGUUGGCUGCCUCAUGUACCUGAUGACCUGCACACGACCUGACCUCGCAUACCCUCUUAGCAUUCUCGCACGCUAUGUUGCUCCUGGGAGACACAGACCGGAGCACAUGGCUGCAGCGAAGAGGGUGUUGCGUUACUUGUGCAGUACGUCGGGCAUGGGGCUUGUGCUUGGAGGGCAGAGUCCAGUGGUCCUCACUGGGCACGCAGACGCUUCUUGGGCUGACGACCAGGCUACGCAGCGGUCGUCACAGGGUUACACCUUCAGCCUUGGUUCCGGCUCUGUUUCUUGGCGGGCUACCCGCUCGUCUUCUGUUCUCGGCUCCAGUUGUGAGGCUGAGAUCUACGCCGGGGCCAUGGCUGCACAGGAGCUUCGCUGGCUCACCAACCUGCUGACUGACCUCGGAGAGCCGCCUCGUUCUCCUCCAGUGCUGUACGUAGACAACAAGGCCAUGCUGGCCUUGUGUCGAGAGCAGAGACUGGAGCACAGAACGAAGCACAUUGCUCUCCGCUACUUCCUUGCUCGUGAGCUACAGCAGCGUGGUCAGCUGCGGCUUGCGUACGUGGCCUCUCAGGCCAACACUGCUGAUAUCUUCACCAAGGCACUUGCGCCUUGUGAUCAUCAGCGCUUCUGUACUCAGCUGGGUCUUGUGCCUACCUUGCCUCACUUGCUCACCCCUUGA
Molecule: messenger RNA, 5748 nt
Organism: Closterium sp. Naga37s-1
Lineage: Eukaryota; Viridiplantae; Streptophyta; Zygnematophyceae; Desmidiales; Closteriaceae
Source: the annotation of a GenBank genome assembly